AUGAUAUCUCGUGCUUUGAAUCGCCAGCUUGGCAUUUCGAUACAUGGUCUUCAACCUGCACGUCUAUACACACCAACAACUCGGAGUGCCGCCACCCAUCGCACUUACCAUCAAUUAAGAGCGCAGCAACAAUCUCUUCAACAGCAGCCAUCCUCGAUUCCCCUGUUGCAACAUUCCACUCGAGCUCGUUUCUUCUCUCAUGCAGCUACUAUGCCUGCUAUGCAAGUGCGUAGCAUUGGAUUCUCUUCCAUACCUCGAAUGACCAUUUCGGUAUUACGACUGCCGACCCUGUUGGCAGGGACAACCGUGGCAGGUGUCACCUUGGCAAACAACAAAAUAUCAGAUUGGACUGAUAAAGGAACGGCUUUGGUAUUGGAUGGUCUCAAGGAAGCACAAAAGGUCUUUUCGACGUUGCAGGAACAAGCUGAAGAACUUGAUAUCUCAAUCCCUGAAAUCCAUUUACGUGUACCGGAUGCAGUCAAAGACUUUCUCGCCACAUUAAGCAGUAGUAGUACAUCAGGAGAACAACACUCGACCACGCAUUCAUUUGACAAGGUCAACAAUGAAAAUAAUACCGGUGGUGGCGAUGGUGAUGGUGGUGGAAACGGCAACAAGGAUGGAGAAAAAGCAGCAGCAGCAGCCACCACAGCAGCAGCCGUCGCUGCAUUUAUGAAUGAUGAAGAAGAAGAGGAGGAUGCUAGACCGGCCAAGAAGAGCAAAAAAUCAGCAUCGAAUGGAGGAGGACACCAAGACGAGCAAUUGAUGAUGUUGACAAAGAAAUUGAUUGAGAUCCGCAGCAUCCUCAUGUCAAUCGAUCACAAUGAAACGCUCAAGCUCCCAAGUAUUGUCGUUGUUGGAUCUCAGAGUUCGGGUAAAAGCUCUGUAUUGGAAGCUAUUGUUGGUCAUGAGUUUCUCCCAAAGGGAUCCAACAUGGUGACUCGACGCCCUAUUGAAUUGACAUUGAUUCAUACCCCUGGAGAAGAUGAGGAAUAUGGCGAGUUUCCACAGCUGGGUCUUGGCAAGAUGCAUGAUUUCAAAAAGGUGCAAAAGACAUUGGUUGAUAUGAACCUUGCUGUGUCUGAAGAAGAAUGCGUAUCGGAUAAGCCCAUCGAGCUCAAGAUCUAUUCACCCAAUGUACCGGAUUUGACGCUGAUUGACUUGCCUGGUUAUAUCCAAAUUUCCAACAAGAAUCAACCCGAGACGCUGAAAUCCAAGAUCGAGGACUUGUGUGAAAAGUAUAUUCGUGGACCCAAUAUCAUCCUUGCAGUAUGUGCAGCCAAUGUGGAUCUUGCCAACUCUCCAGCUUUACGUGCUAGUCGCAAAAUGGAUCCUCUUGGUUUGCGAACCAUUGGUGUUAUUACAAAGAUGGAUCUGGUGACCCCUGAAGCUGGUGCAGCAGUACUUCGCAACGCUGAUUAUCCAUUGCAUCUUGGCUAUAUUGGUGUCGUAUGUCGUUCUCCUGAAGGUGUCAAAGGCAACAUGACCAAUGCACUUAUUCGUCAAGAAGAGGAUUUCUUCCACAAUCAUCUCAUUUACAACCAACGCGAUAUCCAAGUUGGCACGGCAACUUUACGUCACAAGUUGAUGAAUGUCCUCGAGCAAAGCAUGGGUCGAUCGCUUUACAGUAUUGUGGAUGCCGUGCAACAGGAACUUGAAGAAUCUCGAUAUCAAUUCAAGGUGCAAUACAAUGAUCGCCGUGUCACUGCAGAGUCCUAUGUUGCCGAGACGAUCGAUUCACUCAAGCAUAACUUUAAGGAUUUCGCCACUCGAUUUGGCAAGCCCCAAGUACGACAUGAGGUGCGCACCAUGCUUGAGCAAAGAGUCCUCGAUAUCUGUGCCGAACAAUAUUGGUCCGAUCCAAAGAUUGCCGAGUUGCCUAAGGCGGCUGUUGAUGACUUUUAUUGGCUGUAUAAGAUUGAUUUGGCUUCGGCAGCAUUGACUAAGAGUGGUAUUGGCCGUUCGACUACACAAUUGGUCGUCGAUGUUCUUAUGAGCAAUAUGGAGCGACUAGCAAAUGCAGAACCUUUUUCAUAUCAUCCCGAGACACGCAAGCAAGUCAUGAGCUUUACAGGCGAGAUCUUGCGUAGCAAGUUUUUGGCUACCAGUGAUCAAGUAGAAAACACCAUCAAGCCAUACAAGUAUGAGGUCGAAGUCACGGAUAUGGAAUGGAGUGAUGGUGUCAAGCGAGCGGUUGCAUUGCUCGAAAAGGAAUUGGAAAUGUGUGAUCAAAUGGCCAGCUCUAUCAAGAAUGCUGUUGGCAAAAAGAAGCUCAAGGGUGCUAUCAAGUACUUGUUGGAUUUGGAACGAGAGGAUGAUCGCCGACAAGAGCGUUUGAGACAAAUUGCUGAAGAAGGCGGCAUUGCUACUGAGGAACAAGUCUUCCAUGAGAAUGAUGAAGAGAUCGUCAAACCUUUCUACAACCCCAAGAUCCUUGAAAAGGCCAAGGAAGCAUUGUUCUUACGAGACCGAUCCAUGAUCCUCAAGUAUCGUAUUGCUGCACUCAAAAGCCGACAAUGCAAGACAUCAGAGAACAAACAAUAUUGCCCUGAAGCAUUCCUCAAUGUGAUUGCUGAAAAGUUAACAUACACGGCUGUCAUGUUUAUUCAAGUGGAGCUCUUGAAUGAGUUCUUUUUCCAAUUCCCCCGCGAGGUUGAUAAUCGCUUGGUAUACCAGAUGAACCGCCGACAGAUUCAGCAGUUCGCCCGUGAGAACCCUCCAAUUCAAAAGCAUUUGGACCUUCAAGAACGAAAAUCCAAGCUAGAAGAUGUUAUGGAUAAACUCAACUACCUUGUGAAACGACAAGCUGAUCGUCAAGCAAGAAGCAAAUUGGGAUCCAUGCCAUAA
Molecule: messenger RNA, 2844 nt
Organism: Lichtheimia ornata
Lineage: Eukaryota; Fungi; Mucoromycota; Mucoromycetes; Mucorales; Lichtheimiaceae
Exons: 5
Coding region: 1-2844 (947 amino acids)
Cellular component (GO): microtubule; membrane; cytoplasm
Molecular function (GO): GTPase activity; microtubule binding; GTP binding
Source: RefSeq, a predicted model, not a curated record